Molecule: messenger RNA, 1140 nt
Organism: Miscanthus lutarioriparius
Lineage: Eukaryota; Viridiplantae; Streptophyta; Magnoliopsida; Poales; Poaceae
Source: the annotation of a GenBank genome assembly
AUGCCACUAGAAAAACUACAAGCAUUGUCAAGAGUGUUCUCGAUCCUAAGACAAACCUGGGGUGGAUCUGAGGAUCCUGCUGACUAUAGGAAUGAUAGGAACUGGAUUGUUCACCGCCGCCUUUGGAGCCGGCUACUGGUUCGAUGUACACAACUUCUACUACUUUCUGGGCAUGCAGAUGAUUUCUGGUCUGUUUCAGUCAUCUGGAUGGCCUUCAGUGGUUGCAGUAGUUGGCAACUGGUUUGGGAAGAGCAAGAGGGACUGAUAAUGGGAAUAUGGAAUGCUCACACAUCCGUAGGAAACAUAUCUGGCUCUCUGAUUGCUGCUGCCAUGCUGAAGUAUGGGUGGUGCUGGUCCUUUGCGGUGCCCGGUAUCAUGAUCGCACUGGUCGGGCUCACGGUGUUCCUCUUCUUGCCUGUUGGGCCUGAUGUGAUUGGAAUCCAGGAGGAUCUCCAUUUGAAGGAUUAUGAAAAGAGUGACAUGGACACUCCCUUGUUGGAACGACGCUCAUCAGAUGUUCUAAGAACUUUUUUUACACUAACAUCAACACUCUGCCUGUUCCUGUUUUCAGCUAUCGGUGGACAAUACUUGUCAGACUCGGAAGCCGGGGUACUGUCAACUCUGUUCGACGUGGGUGGCGUUGUUGGCGGCAUCCUCGCCGGCCACAUCUCCGACCACCUGGACGCCCGGGCGCUGACGGCCGCGAGCUUCACCUUCUCCGCGAUACCGGCGCUCUUCUUCUACCGCAUCUACGGGAACGUCUCCCUGGCGUGGAACAUCGCGCUCAUGUUCGUCACCGGGAUGCUGGUGAACGGGCCCUACGCGCUGAUCACGACGGCCGUGUCCGCGGACCUCGGCACGCACAGCUCCCUCAACGGCAACUCCCGCGCGCUGGCCACCGUGACGGCGAUCAUCGACGGCACGGGGUCGAUCGGCGCCGCCAUCGGGCCGCUGCUGACGGGGUACAUCUCCGCCAGGAGCUGGAGCGCCGUGUUCACGAUGCUGAUGGCGUCGGCGCUCGUCGCGGGGCUGCUGCUGUCGAGGCUGGUGGUGGCGGAAGUGGUCGCCAAGAUGGAGUCCCGGAGGACGCCCGCCCAUGCUGCUAGCGACCUGCCCGUGUCCUCCAUGGGAGAACCGUAG